This is a messenger RNA of Pseudonaja textilis, 1989 nucleotides long. RefSeq names its product DnaJ heat shock protein family (Hsp40) member B1 (gene DNAJB1). Lineage: Eukaryota; Metazoa; Chordata; Lepidosauria; Squamata; Elapidae. Gene Ontology annotation, cellular component: cytosol. The record is from RefSeq and is a predicted model, not a curated record. Gene Ontology annotation, molecular function: Hsp70 protein binding; transcription corepressor activity. Gene Ontology annotation, biological process: negative regulation of transcription by RNA polymerase II.
CGAAUGGUUUCGGCUGCAAUUGGAUAAAGCAGGAUGGAGAGGCGGGUUUUCGGGAGAGAAUGUUGUGGCAAGCUCUGGAAGAUUCCUCCGCCCGCCAUAUAAACUUAGAAAGGAAAGCGCCUCCUCCUCCUAAAUUACAGCUUGGGGAGACAAGCGAGAGGGGUAGGUGGCCGGCUACUGAGGGAGUUGCGAAGGGCGAUGGGGAAAGAUUAUUAUCGUAUCCUGGGCCUGGCCCGCGGGGCUAGCGAAGAUGACAUUAAGAAGGCAUAUCGUAAGCAGGCGCUGCGCUACCAUCCCGACAAGAAUAAAGAUCCAGGAGCCGAGGAGCGCUUCAAAGAAAUCGCCGAGGCUUACGACGUGUUGAGCGACCCAAAAAAGCGCGAGAUUUUCGACAAGUUCGGCGAGGAAGGAUUAAAAGGUGGUGGUCCCAGUUGUAGUGGAGGAGGUCCUAAUGGUACUUCAUUCACUUACACCUUCCAUGGAGAUCCUCAUGCCAUGUUUGCGGAGUUCUUCGGUGGACGGAAUCCUUUUGAUACCUUUUUUGUUCAGAGGAACGGAGAUGAGGACAUGGACGUUGAUGAUCCUUUUUCAACUUUUCAAAACUUUGGCAAUAUUGGUUUUACUCGUAGUCGUGGAGGACAUGAAAACAUCCGCAAGAAACAAGAUCCUCCAAUCAUCCAUGAGUUGAGGGUGUCGUUGGAGGAAAUUUACACAGGUUGCACCAAGAAAAUGAAAAUUUCACACAAGCGGCUCAAUCCAGAUGGGAAAAGCACACGCAGUGAGGAUAAGAUUUUAACAAUAGAAGUAAAACGAGGGUGGAAAGAAGGAACUAAGAUCACAUUCCCCAAAGAAGGAGACCAAACACCAACCAACAUUCCAGCUGAUAUUGUUUUUGUUCUAAAGGACAAGCCACACAACACUUUUAACAGAGAUGGGUCUGAUAUUGUGUACCCAGCUAAGAUCAGCCUCCGUGAGGCUUUGUGUGGCUGCACUGUGAAUACACCAACUUUAGAUGGCAGAACCAUACCAAUGAUAUUCAAAGAUGUCAUUAAACCUGGCAUGAAGAGAAGAAUUCCUGGAGAAGGCCUUCCAUUUCCCAAGAAUCCAAAUCAGCGAGGGGAUCUUAUUAUUGAAUUUGAUGUAAGAUUCCCAGACAGAAUUCCACAGUCUUCCAAAAGCGUCCUAGAACAGAUCUUGCCAAUAUAAUAAGACUGGCACCGACUUGACUGCACUACCUCUAUUAUGGAGGAUUACAGACUGGAAUCAAGAUUUCAGGGUCUGUUUUGGCAGUGGACUUGAGAGUAACUUUAUGCUACAAAAAGUUUCAUUGGAAAAAGAGAGUACUGCACUGCUAAAUGACUUUAGACUCAGACUGCCUUUGCUCAUAGCAUUUAUAACCAGGAGCAUUUGCUGAAAGCAACAGGAAAACAUCUCAAAAAUUUGUAUCUGAGGAUGGCGACCAGUAAUGAUUUCUGCAUCUAUUUGACAAGCCGUAGUCCGGCCAUGCCAAUGCAGAUUUUCAUUACAAAAAAAAGAGACUAAAAUCUAAACUGGACUUCAGAAGUAAACAUCUUCAAUCUCUUGUCUAUGUUGUAUUGUCUUUGUCUUUUACAUUAUUUCCUGAAGGGGGAUAGGCUAUUUUAGUAAAUAUUCAGAUUUCCAGCUUCCGUGAUAUACCUAUGGUACGCCUUAAAUAGUACCAAAUGCUGACACUCUGAAAAGUUGUUUAUAUAGCCAUAAAAAUGAUUUGCCUCUUUCAGAAAGUUGAAUAGAAUAGGGCUUUUUCUGAUACCAGGUAGCUCUUGAAUGCAUGCAAAAAAAUUACAGGAAACCAUCUGAUCUGAUUUACAGACUUGCCAGAUAUUUUUUUUCCUGUAGAGACAUAUUUAUAUGUCCUGCUGGAGGACGGUCUAAAAGAAUUGAAUGUAUCAAGUCAAAUUUACAGUUGAAAAUUCUAAUAAAAAGACUUUGGAGUCUUGCUUAUUGAUA